Messenger RNA from Fraxinus pennsylvanica, 852 nucleotides. The record is from the annotation of a GenBank genome assembly. Lineage: Eukaryota; Viridiplantae; Streptophyta; Magnoliopsida; Lamiales; Oleaceae.
AUGGUCACAACACUUUUACUUGAAUCCUCUGUACCUUCUCGUUUAUGGUGUGAAGCACUUUCCACUUCGGUUCAUUUAAUUAAUCGUUUACCCUCUCCUACUUUAAAUCAUGCAUCUCCAUUCUUUCAGCUAUUUGGACAUUCUCCAUCUUAUUAUGAUCUUCGUACAUUUGGUUGUGUUUGUUUUUUGCAUCUUCCUGCUCAUGAGCGACAUAAACUUACUGCUCAGUCUAUUAAGUGUGCUUUCCUUGAUUAUACAGUCUCUCAACAAGGUUAUGUUUGCUAUGAUCCUCAUUCUCAACGUAUCCGUAUUUCUAAGAAUGUGGUCUUCUUUGAAAACCAAUAUUUUUUUACGUCUCACGUUGAGCCGCCUUCUACCUCUUUAUCUGUGAUGCCCAGCUUCUCUGAUUCUCCAUCUGUUAGGGCACAUUUAAACCGAGCCUUGUGUAUGCACGACAUACUCGCCAUGGAACAUGAGUGUUGGUGGCAGGCAAUGACAGCAGAACUUCAGGCACUUGAGGAGAAUCACAUGUGGGAUGUUGUGCCUUGUCCUCCUCACGAAUUUGGAGUUGAUUAUGAGACUGUUGCCCCUGUUGCCAAAAUGACCAUAGUUCGUCUAAUUCUGUCUAUUGCUGCCUCCCAGUCGUGGGACCUCCAUCAGUUGGAUGUGAAGAAUGCAUUUCUUCAUGGCGAUCUUCACAAAGAGAUUUAUAUGAAGCUUCCGUCUGGUAUGACUACUUCUUCUUCUCAUGAUGUAUGUCGACUGAGAUGUUCUCUCCAUGGGCUUAAGCAGGCCCCUCGUGCUUGGUUUGAGAAGUUUCGUAGCACCCUCAUUACCUUCGAUUUUGCAUAG